This is a messenger RNA of Melopsittacus undulatus (budgerigar), 4045 nucleotides long. It is a transcript of the gene FZR1, whose product is annotated as fizzy and cell division cycle 20 related 1. Gene Ontology annotation, biological process: positive regulation of anaphase-promoting complex-dependent catabolic process; positive regulation of ubiquitin protein ligase activity; anaphase-promoting complex-dependent catabolic process. Gene Ontology annotation, molecular function: ubiquitin ligase activator activity; anaphase-promoting complex binding; protein binding. NCBI's taxonomy places the organism in Eukaryota, Metazoa, Chordata, Aves, Psittaciformes, Psittaculidae. Bases 136 to 1557 code for a protein of 473 amino acids. The record is from RefSeq and is a predicted model, not a curated record. The transcript has 13 exons. Gene Ontology annotation, cellular component: anaphase-promoting complex.
ACUAAUUACUAGUUGGACUUGAUCGAUGUGCAAAAUCCUUGGCCUGCCGGGACUCCUCAAACCUUCUGCUUCCAAAAUGGACCAGAUUAUGAGAGACGUCUCCUACGCCAAAUCAACAUACAGAAUGAGAACACAAUGCCUUGUGUAGCAGAGAUGAGAAGAACCCUGACGCCUUCUAAUUCUCCCAUGUCUUCUCCCAGUAAGCAUGGUGACAGAUUCAUUCCCUCAAGAGCUGGGGCCAACUGGAGCAUCAACUUCCACAGAAUAAAUGAAAACGAAAAAUCGCCAAGUCAAAACAGAAAAGCAAAGGAUGCUACAUCAGACAAUGGCAAAGAUGGCCUUGCCUACUCUGCCUUGUUGAAGAACGAACUCUUAGGAGCAGGGAUCGAGAAGGUGCAAGACCCACAGACAGAAGACAGGAGGCUGCAACCAUCCACCCCAGAGAAGAAGUCUCUCUUCACUUAUUCACUCAGCACAAAACGUUCUAGUCCAGAUGAUGGCAAUGAGGUCUCACCAUAUUCCCUGUCUCCUGUCAGCAACAAAAGCCAGAAACUGCUCAGAUCACCUCGAAAACCUACUCGGAAAAUCUCCAAGAUUCCUUUCAAAGUGCUGGAUGCCCCAGAGCUGCAGGAUGACUUCUACUUGAACCUGGUGGACUGGUCCUCUCUGAACGUCCUCAGUGUUGGCCUUGGGACUUGUGUUUACUUGUGGAGUGCUUGUACUAGCCAGGUAACCCGGCUGUGCGAUCUCUCUGUGGAAGGAGAUUCUGUAACAUCUGUGGGCUGGUCAGAACGGGGGAACUUGGUAGCUGUUGGCACUCACAAGGGUUUUGUACAGAUCUGGGAUGCAGCUGCAGGAAAAAAGCUCUCCAUGCUGGAGGGGCACACAGCCAGAGUUGGUGCUUUAGCAUGGAAUGCUGACCAGCUAUCUUCUGGGAGUCGAGACCGGAUGAUCCUUCAGAGGGACAUCCGCACGCCCCCGUUGCAGUCUGAGCGGCGGCUCCAGGGCCACAGGCAGGAGGUCUGCGGGCUUAAAUGGUCUACAGACCACCAGCUCCUGGCCUCUGGAGGCAACGACAACAAGCUCCUUGUCUGGAAUCACUCCAGCCUGAGUCCUGUCCAACAGUACACCGAGCAUUUGGCAGCAGUGAAAGCUAUUGCCUGGUCUCCGCACCAGCACGGGCUCCUCGCCUCCGGCGGUGGCACCGCCGACCGCUGCAUACGCUUCUGGAACACGCUCACAGGGCAGCCCUUGCAGUGCAUUGACACCGGGUCACAAGUGUGCAACCUAGCCUGGUCCAAACAUGCCAACGAGCUGGUGAGUACCCAUGGCUACUCGCAGAACCAGAUCCUCGUCUGGAAAUACCCCUCCUUAACUCAAGUAGCAAAGCUCACGGGGCAUUCAUACCGAGUCUUGUAUCUGGCAAUGUCCCCUGAUGGGGAGGCCAUAGUCACAGGAGCUGGAGACGAAACCCUGCGCUUCUGGAACGUCUUCAGCAAAACUCGCUCGACAAAGGAGUCAGUAUCCGUUCUCAACCUCUUCACCAGGAUACGAUAAACCCCUUGUGCUGAGACCCAGGAGACUGCAGGCUGCCAUACCAGGAUGAAACCAUUACCUUGGUGUGCAUGGACCCCCAAGUUAUUCACCAGAGGGGGAGUGCCAAUGGGACUGGAGGACGGACCCAAGAGAUGAUCAUUAAAUACGUGCUUGUGAACAUGCUGGGCAGUAUUUGGGGUAGGGCUGGGGAGGGGAGGGAACUGCCAAAGGUUUAUGGAUUCAUCCUUCAUAAAAGGGUACAAGAGAAAUGUUAAACCUGCAUCUUCCAACCCUCAUGUUGUGUACUGGAGAAACCGUGUGUGACAUGGACCACUGAGAUGGGACCAGCUGCUGCGUUGUCCCCUCCUGGGAGAGACCAAACCAUCUUUGCCUCUGUAGGAACAACUUUAAUGUGCUACUCUGGGUUCUGCUCUCCUUGGAUGCCAUCAGUGGAGGUAGGAGCCAGCCAGACCAGUUCGACAUCACUCAUGCAUGGGGGCUGGAUUCCAGGUUUGUUACCUGGCACCCCUGUUAGAGGAAGUGUCUUUCUUUGUGCUCUCCAGGGGUGUUGUGACUCAGUACAAUCAUUCCAGCUUGAGUUUUGCUUUGGUUUAGGCAUGCUUGACAGCUGCCUUCAAGUCCAUUUGGGGGCUCAGCUUUGGAGGAGACUUGAGGCUCCAUCGUGGAGGGAGCACAUUCAGAAAGUGCUGACAUUGCUGUUGCAUGUUCUGGGCUGAUCCUUUUAAUCAACAGAGAGGAAAACCAAUGGCUUGAAGAAACCCAACCAACAACCACUGUGCACGUGGGGCUCCCCACAGUGGUGUCUGUAGUGGCCUGGUUGCACUGGAGUCUUCCUGAGGACAAAAGCAGUUGAGAUGUGUCUGUGAAACAAAACCACUCGUGUGGAUCUGGGUUGUUUUGGAGAGAGCAAUGGCCUCUUCUGCCUGGAAGGGGGAAUUACCUCAUGUCUGGACGAGAACAGGGGUUCUUUUUGAAAGCAAGAAGCAUUGCUUUAUUUUCUAACCCCCAGGUUAAAGGCAGGGACCUGUUGUGGGGGUUCUGGGGGGUUGUUGUGGGGGUUUAAGUUGAAUGAGAGUGCCUGCUGGUGAGUUUGGGGUGAGCCAUGGGCUGAGCUGCAAAGUGCUCGUGUGUCUGUGUUGUUUUUAUUUUAAAGAGAAGCUGUUGUGCUUUCAGCAGCCUGUUCCCCUCUCACUGCCCAUGUGCCAAUGCUUUCCCUGCCACACUGGAAUGGAUGCAAGUGCUGUUUCCUCUUCCCAGUUGGAUUUUCCUGGCUGUGUGUAUAGACCUUGACCUGUUCUCUGUAGAUUGCAUAAGUGAUAAUGUUUCUCUCUUCCUUUUCCUUCUUUCCCUGCACUGGGCUGUAAUAGGGAUGGGAUUGUCUCUUCCCCAGUGCCACCAGUAUCUGUGGUGUACGAAGCAUGUGUAGGAAGCUCCACACGGAGAAGGGCAGCGAGGUGCUGCUCUGUUCACUGCAGCCUUGACUAUGGGUGCCAUUCACCAGUGCCUGGAUCAGGCUUUUGGUGCUCCCUUUGCAUGUCACAGGGAUGUAUGAGGCCCUCAUGUGCCAGGCUGGCAGCACCCAGGCUCCACAGCCCAACCUGGCAGCCACAUUGUGGUUUUACAGCCUCACCUGCUUCCAAAAUGUCAACGGGAUUUCUGACCCACCUUUUCAACACAAUGACUUUAGUGUAGUGCAGGGGUGUGGAGUUGGGUUUAAAAACUAUCCCAUGGCCUCGCAGCCCCUCUCUUCUUGUGUGAUACAUUCACAGGCACUGUUAAACUUCCAGCGUGUGGAAGGAGCACUCAGAGCACUGAGGAGGAGUUAAAAUUAACUUGGAUCAUUAAGUUGGUAAGAGCAGGUUUGAAGUCAAACGCCACCUGCAGCGGGACACAGGCUUUCCCAAGCUUCUGUCCUGUCUGCUCACCACAUUGGGCAGCAGUUGGGCCCAGGGUGGGUGUUUGCACCGGGGCUGGAGAUGGUUGUAGCUGUUGCUGUGGAUUUUCCUGUCUGUUGUGAGUUCCCUGCUGCAGUCCCAACAUUCAGGUGGUUUUGUGUGUUCUGGAGCAGGAGGGAGCUGAGCCCAGGGGGAUGCUGCUGACUGGGAAUGGCCACUUGUGUGUCUGUCCCUGCAUCAAACUCUCCCCAGGGGCUCCCACAUCUGCCUCUGGAGUUGCACUGGGGGUGGGUUGGCUUCUCUCCUGGUGAUAGGGGAGUGAAUGAGCUCUUCCUAUGGACCUGGCACAACCUCCUUCCCAGCAGUGGUGGUCCCAGAGGUGCUCGCUGGGGUCUGGGAUGCUGCUGUGUGCGUUCUAUGUGAGCACAGGCAGAGGGCAGAGCAGAAGGGCCUCGCUGAGUCUGGGUUGUGAAGUCUUGGCCAUGGGGCAUUAUUAUAUGUAAGGUGGGGACAAACCCCACAGCGAGCACGUUGUGAUUUGUCCGUGUAAAACAAUCUAACUGGCAUUAAACAAGGUGUGGAUUUAUGGCUCA